CUCUACAACAAAAUAGAGAGCUUUUUGACACAAAAAUGAUUGUAAGCAAUUUAAAAAGUGGUGUAGCAGAAGAUAAAAUUGCUUUAUGGGAAGAACUGAAGAUAAUCGCAUUUGCCAGAUUAGCUACUCUUGUUUAUGCUGGUGCAAUGAUAGUUAUCAUGCUAAGAACCCAGCUCAACAUCAUAGGCGGCUAUAUUUAUUGUGAAUCCAAAAAAAACAGCAAUGGUUGCACAGAUAGUCCUGUUACCAUAUCAAACGAACAUCAGGAGCAAUACUUGUCAAGUUGUCAACACUUUCUAACGGUUGGAAUAGAAGAGUUAAGCUCACUAAUUGAGAAGAAAGUCAGAUUAGUUUUGGAGAAUGAAUCUUUGAAAAAACCACUGUCGUUGCCAGAUAUUGAACGAUACUUCUGGGCAAUCCAGUCCUCCAUUUCCUCCGAUGUCAAGAACCCCAUAAAAAACUUGUCCACAUUUGUUCUAGCGUCCUCGUCCACAGGACAGCCCACCGAUAUUGUUCCUUACAAUGAGCCAUUGCUGAAGAAUCUAUGGGAAGAAACCAUCGACCUAAUAAGCAGUAGUGAAGUAAGGUCGUUGGGCACUUCGUGCGUGAGUCGAGGCUUUUCUCAAGUGAUGGAUCGAAUAUCCGAGUUUGUGAUUCCACCCCGUGAGAGUAGUGGCGACACUGCAACCACACAAGCUGUGCCUUCAACUUCAGCUGCAUGCCAAAAACUACUAUCAUCAGUCACUCAGACCUCGGUCCCAAACGGCACUAUUGUUAGUAUUAAUAAAUCUACCAUUCCAAUGGCCAAGUUGAUUCCAAUAAUUAAUGGCAUGUCAGGAAGCUCGGCUUGUGAUCAAUGGAUGCAAGAUUUCAUCAAUAUGCGCAAUCUCAAAGUGUACGGUGCUAAUGUUUAUGAAGCAUUCUGCUGCAAUACUAAUGUCCGAUUUGAUAAUAGGUGAUGGAUAAUUAUAGUAUACGGAUUUUUUGUCGUUCAUCAGUAUUCUUAAUCAUUUUUAAUUUUCAAGGAAAUAUUGAACCCCGUAAGCAACUACAAUAGUUGGAUAACUCAUUCAUGCAGCCUUUACAUACUCCAUUUUCUCCGUUCUCUUUCAAUGGUCUAUUCGUAAAAAAUUAUUAUUCAAUUGGAACAUGGAUAGGGUAAUACCAUAGAGAAACAAUAGCAUAAAUAGAUAUCCCAUGGUAUAGGACGUUUAUUUCGCAACUUUUACUGUU
Molecule: messenger RNA, 1233 nt
Organism: Nilaparvata lugens (brown planthopper)
Lineage: Eukaryota; Metazoa; Arthropoda; Insecta; Hemiptera; Delphacidae
Product: peroxisomal biogenesis factor 3-like
Exons: 1
Coding region: 36-959 (307 amino acids)
Biological process (GO): protein import into peroxisome membrane
Cellular component (GO): peroxisomal membrane
Molecular function (GO): protein-macromolecule adaptor activity
Source: RefSeq, a predicted model, not a curated record